AGGGAGAAAGAGCUGUGUCAGUGAAACUGCCAUGUUAGCACAAAGAAUAGAAAUGGGAGGAAUGAAAAAAUCCUGUGUUUGGGUAUAAAACGCUCAGGAUGAAGCAGCUGAAAGAAAGAAAACAGAGAAAGAAGGAAAUCUUUCAGACAAGGUGAAAGGAGGAGGAAAAGUGUCCAACAGCUGCAGAGAGGGAGGAGGCUAAAACAAAACAGAGCUGUAUAGAGGUGAACUACAGAGCGAGAGAAAACUAGAGUAGGUUGAAAGCAAUGUGACAAGGAGAGAAGGUUGCUGUUGAGUGAACAUCAGAAGGGCUGGAAAUCUGGGUCUGUAUACAUAUACAAAAGACAGAGAGCUGGCUGAAAAGAAGAAAGGGAAGUGAUUUCAAGUGGAGAUGAUUCCAACAGUGAUUCUGGCGGCUGUAGUGGGCUUCAGCGCUCUGUCCUCCUGUGACUCUGCAGACAUCACUACGAGAUCGGCCACCGCAACAGCUGAUCUGUCUCAGGCGAGAGAGUUCAAUGAAGAGACGGUUAGAGGGCGAGGGGAUACUCCUGACAUCAUAGAACCUGAACCCACCACUGCCGUCUCCGACAUGGAGAGCACUUACAACUACAUAUUGUCUAGACUGGCAGCGAUGGAUCAGGCCAUCCACAGGCUAAAUGUGGGACAUUACACAUUGGACAUUAAAGUGACACAACUGCUAGAAAGAGUGUCGCGCCUUGACAAUAGACUAGGUGACACUGAGGAUGCCAUUCAACAGGUCUCGUCCUACUGCAAGGACAAUCGCAAAGAGAUUGGACGACUAGAGGGCUGUCAGAAAGGCCAUAAAAUGGGUUACAAAUGCAUUCUGGCAUACCGUGUGUAUGAGACAUACGCAGACGCAUCCCUGAAGUGCCAGGAGCGAGGCGGACGCAUGGCUAUGCCACAAGAUCGCAAGGAGCAGGAAGCUUUAGCUGAAUAUGUGAAAUCAGUAUUCCCUGGAAACUGGCCUGUUUGGCUUGGGAUUAAUGACCAGCGCUCCGAAGGCCUCUACCUAUUUGAGGACACAACCCGUGUCACUUACUUCCAAUGGAGGAAGCACUUCCUUUCAAGCCAGCCAGAUGGUGGGAAACGAGAGAACUGUGUAUCCAUGUCCUCAGAUGAUGGAGACUGGUGGGACACCUACUGUGAAAGACGCAUGUAUUAUCUGUGCGAGUUUGAUGUUUGAAUUUGAUCAAUUCCUGUAUGGUCCAGCUCUCUUCUAAUUUUGAAUUGUUUUACCGAGAGCAGCUAUUCAGUUAAAAAAAAACUGGAGAAUUAUGCACAUGUAGAAUUAAGGCCAGUGAAUUUAGAGAUCACAUGAGAUGUUUUGAUAAAUGCAUUUCCUAUUUAAACAGGAUGUUGGAGCAGGACAUAUCUAGGGCUUUGCCUCCUAUUCCCAUUGAAGCCCAAAGCAAUUCUUUUGGUUAAGACUUUUUUAUAAGUGCUUUAUUUGCUGCCUCAAUAGAAAUGAUAGAAUAUCAUUUUACCCUGUAUUUAGUCUUAAUCAUGAAAAUGUUAAUGCCUUUUAAAUUAAAUAUUAAAUAUCACAUUAUAUCACAGAAGCUAAAAUUGGUCAAAUUAAACAUUUCUUUUUUGUGUGUUUUCAGUUAGCCUUUAUUAAAAAGCUGAUUACCUAGCCUACUAGCUCAACAUAGGACUAAGAAAUUGCAAUAAAUCAAGGUCGACAACAGCCUUUUAAACGUCUACAAACACUCAAGUCCAAGUUAAGCUCAAAAAGUAAACCAAUAUCCUUCGAAAAAGUCUAUUCAAUAAAACAUAAAUAAAAUAAAUUUAAAGGUGCAAUAUGUAUGAUUUUCUGCCGCUAGAGGUCGCUAGAGGCCUAUUCAAAACAAAGGCGUAGCUUGAUGACGCCAAGUUUGAGUGCGGAAUCUUGGGACAUGUGGUCUUCACCUCACAGCCGGUGGAAAAUAAUCCGGAUAGGACUCGGGAAGAAAUCAUGUUCAUGGAUGCGAUUAUUAACGUUACUGUAGUAUGAAGCAGAGGAGGACAGAGUGUUGUUGGAGCUGAACGAGGCCGCUGGAGCGAUUGUUAACAAGAGACGAAUGCAACACAUGCCUCGCGAGAAGCGGAACUUUUAUUAUGACACAGUUGCCGGCGCUGCUUCCGCUUUUCCGGUCAGGAGUAUGAGGUAACGCAGCUCUGUUUAUCAUAUUAGAUACAUUUGAGUGACGGCUGCUGUGAGACACUUGUUACACACUGCAGUAAGAUUUUAGAAUAUCAUAUUAAUAAAUGCUGGAUGGCUUGUGUUGAUAAAUGGCAUGCAAUUAAUUUUAAAACGUAUUGUAUGAUGGAGAAAAUUCUGUAUUACUGUUACUAAAAAUAAAGCUGCAUCUGAUUAUGCUAUGUUAACUACUUGACAAAAUAGUGUUUUUCUCUGAGGCAUGGUAAAGCAUGGUACUUGCAAAAAAAAAAAUCAAGAAAAUUAGAUUUAAACAAUAAGACUAAACGUGCUGAGCUAUAUAAAAAUAAUUAGUUUUCUGUCUAUAAAUAUAUCACAUAACAGUUGUUUCAUUGUCUAUUAAAACAUGUAAUAUAUUAAAGCGUCUUUGGUGUUUCCAUGGUUUCUACAAAAUAAAACUGGAAACCGAGGAUAACGCGGUUAUGACGCAAUUGACAGACGACUCCUCACAUGUCCCGGAGCCUUGGUUAAAAUUGUAAUUUUCUCACAAUUAACAAAUAGUUGGAAACAUUUGGGAUAUUGUAAGUACUCAAGUGAACAAAAUAUAUAACACUGGCCUAGUGUUUUUUUGAUAUUUUACUGCAAAAUUAUUACAUAUUGCACUUUUAAGUAAAAUUAAACAGUCAAAGCCAACUUGCACUGGACGUGCUGGUUUCGGCCGCAUCUGAAAUAUGUGAAACACUUGCGAUUCACAACUACCUGCUAAUGCACUUACACCUGCGUAAAGUAGCCUUGUUGACAAGUUUGAGUGAGUAAGAGCAAAAUGUACAAGAUAUAGUACCUUCAAUGCCCUUUAGUUGGUGAUAUCACUUCUUUUGAAGCAGAAAUAAACUGCUGCAGAAAAAGUUAGGUGCCACGAAAAACAAGUAAUUGCUCGUCACAAAUGUAUUGGAGUAAAGAGUACAGAUAUGCUUAUUCAAAAAUGUAGUCAAGUAGAGAGUAAAAGUUGUUUGUAAAAGUAGCCAAAAUAAUACUUAAGUACAGUUACUAAUUACAUUUACUUAAAUACUUUACACCACUGAAUUAAACCAAUAUAUCCACCUGCCAUUGUGUAGCAUUACCUAAAGGACCAAGCUGCUGUGAUUGAGUGGAGACGGGGGCUAAUUUACAUAUUCAUAUAUCCGCUUAUACUAAAUGAACCAAGCGUGUAGAGUUACGUUCAAGCUAUUUUAAGUCAUUAAGAAAUUAUUUUCACAGGAAAAAAAAAAACAUUUAAAUAUGUCAUUUUAUUUAUCAAUGAUGAGUUUUAAAGAUUCACUUUUAUAAGGUGUUUGAACACAAAUGUGUCCACAGUGUGUGUAAACAACCAACCUGUAAUGGUAAAAAUCCACCCACUCCGAACAAGCGGUUCCAGAUUUCCCCUACUCUAACGUAAGAGUCCCAGCCCCGCCCGUGACUGGUGAUGACCUGCCCUAUUAGCUUAGCUCCUCCCCUGAGCUGUACACAGUCCGUCAUGUUUAUCUCCUCGCCAAAGCAUUUAACAGCAUCAUUCAAGUAAGAAAUGUAUUCUUAUUAAAGUUAUUUAAUAAAGAGCAGUGAGUGAUUUUCUGUUUUUCUUUUGUUGUUUGAUUCAUAUUAACAGCAUAUACAGCAGUAGGUACUGUAUAUUACGCUCCUGUCACUUUAACACACAGAUCUAAUAUACACAUGCGAUUUCUUUCCCUGCUGUUUAUGUUCACAGACAUAACCAACUGUUUGUGAAUGUUGUGUGUUUUUGACAUAACCUUGUGUGUAUUUGACAGUUUAAGUGCAAUAAGACGUGAAAUCAGUUUAAUACUAACAGGACGUGCCGUCUGACAGUCAGCUUUCUGUACGCUUGCUUCGGAUGUGUGUGCUCAGAAAACCAUCUAUCAGAAGUUUAAACUGUUUAAACUGCUUUAAAACGCAUGCAAUUAACUAACUUUCAUGAUGACGAAGAACUGCAAUGUCACAUGAGCAUGGCCGCGAUAUAUAAUAAAAACCAAACAGAUGUUUUGUUA
This is a messenger RNA of Ctenopharyngodon idella (grass carp), 4197 nucleotides long. RefSeq names its product C-type lectin domain containing 11A (gene clec11a). Lineage: Eukaryota; Metazoa; Chordata; Actinopteri; Cypriniformes; Xenocyprididae. The transcript has 4 exons. The record is from RefSeq and is a predicted model, not a curated record. Bases 392 to 1204 code for a protein of 270 amino acids.